Xyrichtys novacula (pearly razorfish) is the source of this 3548-nucleotide messenger RNA. The record is from the annotation of a GenBank genome assembly. Lineage: Eukaryota; Metazoa; Chordata; Actinopteri; Labriformes; Labridae.
AGCCUGUGUCUCUUUGGGUUUCUUAUCACAUAUUAAACUGUUAUAAUUUCUGACUGUUACUUCAAGUGUUUUCAGUCAGUUCUGUAACAUUUGACAUACAAGAAGUAGCUUUUACUUAAAAAAAAAGCAUAGUUCAACGAUCCAGGAGAUAGGAAGACCUGAAGGAAAGACAGAAAAUAUUUCAAAAUAAAAGCACAGGUUCUGUGGUAAUAUCUCCCCUAAAAACGUUUCAAUAUUUGAUAUUUUAAGUCUCUUCUGGUCGUCAGUUAAAAAUCUGAUCAUGGUUGCCAUAAAUUGAACAUCAGGGUGGACUUGAGUUUUUUUUUUACAUUUGACAGAGACCUGGUUAAAUUAGUCAAAUUACAAUUAUUAAAAUCAAUAAAGAUUAAUUGAUAUAUUCUGAAUUGGUUAUUUUAUUUUUAAAUAAAACAGGAGAGUCUUUUGUUUCACUUUAACUGAUAUGUCAUGGAUGCAAAAGCCAAAAUAAGUAAAUUCAGCAGAUUUUCUUUCCUGAAGUCUGAAAAAAAGAAAAAGUUUCACUUCCGCAUUGACUAAGAUGAAGUGUCAGUCUAAAAAAGGAACAUCUCUGAAUGAACUCCUGCUCUGCUGCAGUUCACAGUCUCUGUGUGCAGAUCUGACCCGGUUCAUGCUCUGAUAUGUGGAUCUAACCACACUUCAUCAUCAUCAUCAUCGUCAUGCCUCGUUGUUCCGCUCCGGUUCUGGUCGUCCUGCUCUGGGCUGCAGGAUCCGCUCUCUGUGCAGCAGAUGUCGGGGAUUUCGCUCCGUGUCUUCAAUUCUUCUACAAGUCCUGGCCUCCGAAAGGUCUGACCGGGACCCCGAUCUGCCAGCGGUAUUUUAACCAGUACCGCUUCGCCUCUCUGUACAGCAGAGCCCGCCGCUCACCGUGGUUCUCCGGGUACAUGUACGCCGCACCGACCGGAAAGAGGCCCAGUGCAUCCUGGAAGUUUGAGCCCCAGGUACCAGCGUGCAUGAGAGCGUGUGUAGUCACUCAUUUAAAGACAGUCUCAUGCCUUAGAUUAAUCUGAUAUUUGCCUGUGUUUUAGUGAUUCUCAGUUAUAGACUUUUAUCACUCAGAGUUCAGUGUAACGUGCUGAGUAUGCAGGUGAGGAAAUGAGACAAACAGAAGGAGAACUGUCUCGUCUGUUUGUUUACUUUAGAUUAGCAGAGAGCAGAGUGUUUAUACUUUAAAGCUUCAGAGCAAAAUAAGACUAUGAAGUUUGUAAAACUACUAAUUUAAUCUCUAGUUAUACCAACUUUAGUAACGACCACUCUAUAGCCACAAAUAAUGCUCAGAACAGCACCUAACUUCAUCAACGGGACAUAUAGUGUCACAGCCGUAGUACUAGACACCAAACAUCUUUUUAACUUUGACUGAUUUCUUUAGCAAAGAGACUAAACACAACUCACCUACUCUCUUCCUGCAGUCGCUUGUUUGUAGCGAGACCUCAGGCCAGUCCAUUACAGACUACAGCGGGGUGCCGCAGCUCAAGGAAGAACAUUUAUGAUCAUUUUUUUAUCAUUACCUUGAAGUAAUAAUCACCAUAUUAAUCAUUUUCUCUGCAGACGCGGUAGUUCUGCCUUAGCGUCUCGGUCUGACUGUAUUUCCAUGAAGAAAUGAUCGCUCCUAAAUCAAUUUUAUGCCGGAAUAUCCCUUUAAGUCUGUGAAACUACUUUCAUUUUAAUAUCCUUUUGUCGUAUCUUCUCAUAGUUUGACUAUAACGGUGGUACAGUCUUUUUUUAUUGGUUCCUGAAGAGGUGGUUGAGUAGGAAAUGCUGACUCAACACUAAAUUUUGGUCGACUUUGCACGAAACAAAGAGGCAAAGCUGAGAUGGCACCAAAUUUUAAUCUUUUCAGUAAGUGUUAUGAGAAAUUAUAUCGUCUUAUAAAGGUGAGAAUAAAAACAGGGAAAAAUAAUUAUUAUCAAUGUUUCCUGUUAGUUUUAGAGACAGUACGCAGUGAAGUCACCUUUAAAACUUUACCCCUUGUUCCCUCCCAUAAACAGCUCGCCUACCCUGGAGCUGAUGGCAACAUGAUCCCGUUCCCUCCAGGCCCCGUGGACCAGAACGUGGUGGAAAGCCAGGCGGUGGAGCUGGACUACAUCAACUCCUCCUACACUCGAGGUCACCUGAACCCCAGCCUUCACCACCACAGCCGAGAGGACCGCUACGCCACCUUCACCCUCACCAACGUGGUUCCCCAGAAGACAGGCUCCAACGAUGGGCCCUGGGAGGUCCUGGAGCAGACUGUGAACAAAACCCUGGAUGCCUACUGUCUGGGAGAGGCUUACGUAGUCACGGGAAUCAUCCCCUAUCAGAGCGACGAGCACUGGCUGAAGAAUCACCGUGUGGCUGUGCCCGAGUACAUGUGGUCGGCUUACUGCUGCCCAAAAUACAACAACAGCAUCCCAGAAGAACUGAAGCACACUUUCCCCACGUACGCCGCUGUGGGACGAAAUGACCAAAACAGCACGGAGGAGAUCGUACCUGUGGAUACGACGGCUAAGAAGCAGUUCAGAGGGUACGAUGUGAGGCAAAUGUCACUGGAGACACUGGAGAUGUAUCUGACGGAGCGGUUUAGUACUGUGGUCUCUGUGUUUUAUGAGCGGUGCUCCGGAUAAGAAUGAUGAGGAGGAGGAUAUCUUAAAAACCUUUUAUAUUUACUUUAGUCUAUAAGCCUGCAGUUUGUUCAUUUUGAAGUACCCCAUCAGGAAAAUUGGGGUUUGGUCUUGAGAAAGUAUAUUUUAGGCAUUUGGAUAAGCUAAUCACAGACUUUUCUUUUAUGUGUAAAACAUGCAGGAUCUCCCAAAACAACCUUUGACGGCUAAAGAUUUACUACAAAGUUGUUAAAUGCAACAAACAACCUGAACCUCGCUAAUGUGCUAACGCCAAGUGACAUAUUUUUACUGUUCUGAGACACUAGGCUUCAUUGUGUGACACGUCUACUAAUACUGUCUGCUUCUACGCCAGAUACUUUUAUUUUUUAUGUUAUUUUUCAAACAAUACCUCAAGGUUUAGGAGCAACAUCUGCCGCCAUCCACACAAGGACUUUUUCCAGGGAAGACCUUCAAAUGAUCCCAAACCACAUUCUAACAACAGGGAUUACAACAGGAGAAGAGUCCUGGACUGAUGCAGUCCCAACUUUUUUAAAAACAGGUGGAUCAUCAUGACACCAAGAACAGGGCAAAGGAGACCCUGAACUGUUGAGCAACUGAAAUCUUCUAUCAGGUGAGAACCGAAACUCCAGAAACUGGUCUCCUCGGAUGCCAAAGACGAGUUGAUGCAUCCCAUCAAAUUUAAGAGAAUUGUGUUUUUCUGGAACAAUAAAAAUUUCUUUUCAGCAUUUGAUCUGUUGCCUUUGUGCUGUUUAGAUCAUGUAUAUGAUUUAAAUGAUCUGCAAACAAUCAGCUUUUGUUUUUGACAACAUUUGACAAAGUUCCUUGACUACUCAGGAACUAGAAUUGUACAGAAGUGUGUUGCAUUUACCAAAAUAAAUGAAUAAAUAAAUAAAGCUCUGUUUUUCAGGGUAA